GGACUUAUAUUGAUUAGAGUUCGUCCGCCCCUUCUUAGAUUAUCUUUUUUACAAUCAAUAAUAUUUUCUGGUGAUUUCAAAUAUAAUCACGUAGUUCGUAGACCCGAUUCGCUUCUGGCAAGGUGCAGUUUGUUUGUUUUUUUAUCAGAUGAAUCGCAUUCAACCUUCUUUCAAUUUGUAUAAUUUUUAGAGGAAUUGAGGAAGAUUUCACAGGAAGACGACAAGAUGAUUUGAACAGUUUUGAUGAACAGUGAGAUCGCGUCGGGCAUAUUUUAUAUUACACUUACAUCCAGUCUUUUCCUCGAGAAACUCUCCAGCCAUGGCGGCAUCACAGUACGACAAGCUGCGGGAGAAAAACAAAAAGUACCCUAACAUCGACAACCAUUACAAAUACAACCGAUUGGUGAUGGAGGAUACGUGUGCAGCUUUGUAUGGCAUCAUCCUGCAAGAUAUAAGGAUGGGAAAAGCUGAACUCCUCAAGGAAGCCAAGUUCAUCCAGGGACGUCUGUAUGAGACACUCACCUACAUCCUUGAGAGACAAGGAAAGACUCUAGACCAGGUCAUGAUGGAGUUCGAACAUUCGAAGAUGAAGUACCUUCGAAGUCGUACCAUCGUUCAACCUCGUAUUGAUAUGGUGCUUGCCCAACAAGAACCACAGCAACAGCUCAUAACAGCAAUAAUGAUCAGAAAACGAACAGCGGGCUACGAACCUGAUGUGCGCAGUGUUCGCUCGGACAUGGCUAGGUUAGCCUACCUCAUCCUGGAGAAGGUCUUCCGCUUCGCCUUUUACAUCUGGAUCGGAACGCUGGAAGAGCUCCGGCACCAAGAGAUGACACACAGCCUGACCACGCUAUGCGAGGCCGAGGGCGAGAUCAAGAACCAUCUCGUCCUCCGUAAGCACACCCUGGUCAUGCCGAGGAUCGGUAAACCCAUCCCGUCAACGUUCAUGACGACGCUCUUGGUUAAUAAGAUCUCUCCUGAUUUCUGCGUGCGGCUCUAUAGGGUGGAACCGGAGUCCUCCAUGUGGGAUGAUAGGGAGGAUGACGUCACAAGGUUACAUGAUUUUUAUAGCAGUAAUUCUCAGCUCAAUACAGGCUAUGGUAUGUGGGGUAUUAGUGGUCAGAUAAGUAACGUUAGGAACCAAGUCAAGAAAGUUCGUGACUAUGUCGAGGCAAAUCUCUUCGACCGUGCUCGAGCGAUGCUGAUGAUGGCUCGAGUGAUGUUCACCGAUCUCCUGGUCGUGAAGAACCUUGAGAAAGACGACGCAGAGGAGACAGACUACCUCAAACAUCUCCUGGAUGAACUCAAAGUCGAAAUUCAGCAGGAAUUGGAGAAAAGAGAAGGAUUGUCGACAUCGGAAUCGGACGAGAGUGAUGAUUGAAGACAUUGACGAUUUCGAUCAUGAUCAUGAAGAAUACUGAAGAGUCACAAUGGACAUUAUAUAACAAAGAGGGGCAGGCGUUUGGGUAUGUGUGUGAAAGAUAGUGAGAGAGAUAAGAAGAAGGAUUUAAGAUAAGGUGAAAAACUAUGUAGACAGACAGAGGGAAGAAGAUUUAUAUGGCGCUUGUUUAUAUUAUUAAUGCCAUAUUUUGUACAAUCAAUAAAGUCAGAAUAAACAGUAGAUGGAAUUUUCUUUCAAGUAGAAAUAGGUAAAGAGGGGCAGAGUGAGAGAGUGAGAGAAAAAAAAGUGAGACGAGAACAUGGGGAAGAGAGAGAGGGGGGGGGGGGAGAGAGAGAGAGAGAAAGAGAGGGGGAAAUGGGGGAGGGGAUCAGAGGUAGGGAAAGAAGAUGGAUAGAUGGGAUUAAAACUGAAUAUGGUAAGAGAAUAGGGAAGUGAGAUGUUAUUGUCGUUGAGUAUUGUUGACAUUAAUAUUGUUUAUAUAUUUUGUAUUAUUGAAUAAACUGCAAGUGCAAUAUUCUUGCAAAAAAUAGUACGAGAUGUUAAAUGUCAACGACUCUUCCUUCAUAAAAUAGGUAUUCAUUUCGUAAGUAACGAGAUUCAUUGGCAGUUGCACUUGGACUCGACCAAUUUUUACCGAGUUUCAUUCAUUCAUUCAUUCACUUGUAUGUUUAUUCAUCACUUAUUUAUCUAUCUAUAUAGCCUAUUCAGUGCAAACUGCUUUACAAAUCUUAAAGUCAUCCAACUAUGCUAACUUUAUCAUUGACGUAAUAACUAUGGAAGUCUGGAUUGUGAUUGGCUGCUGAGCCCUGUUACCAUGGCAGUUUUCAUGAUAUAAAAAAUGCCAUAGAUGUAGCUCUUCAUUAAAAGGGAACAAGUUGUUAGAAUAAAACUUUUUUGAAUGAAACUCACUGAAAGAUCUUGCACAUGUAUUGUUCGUCAUUUAUGUUUAUUAAUAAAUACAAAUUAAUAAAAAUCAAAUGCAAAAAAUAAGAAACGAAAUGAUUCAUUUAAACAUUAAAUUCAAAUUAUACUCUCAG
Lytechinus pictus (painted urchin) is the source of this 2439-nucleotide messenger RNA. RefSeq lists its product as uncharacterized. The transcript is spliced from 6 exons. The record is from RefSeq and is a predicted model, not a curated record. Bases 320 to 1381 code for a protein of 353 amino acids. Lineage: Eukaryota; Metazoa; Echinodermata; Echinoidea; Temnopleuroida; Toxopneustidae.